GCCAGCGCUUACCUAUAGGUUCGAGAAAUUAUCUGUCAUCCUCUUCGUCCAGCUUCAGUGUAAAUAAACGAAAAAUAACAGUUAAAUCGUGUGUCACAUAUUGUUUUAUCAAAGUACAUAGAAUUUUUGGGGCCCGGUUUAGCGUAAGGUAUGGUCGAUGAUUUGGAGAGCCGUGAAGCUCGUUCUAGCAAUGAGCUAUGGUCAGAAAUCUGCCCAGGGCUGGCCAGCCAGCAGCCCCAAGGGCAAGAGGCUGAAGAAUUCACGGAUUCCUUUCAGCCACCAUUAGAAGACACAGGGCUGGGAAGUGGGCAGUACAAUGUCCCUCUAAAUCCCCCCCUCAACCCCUGGGCGCCGAUGGCCGACUCAGACGUGUACAUUGCCAGUUUAGAAAACCGGUUAAGGAGAAUCAAGGGCCAGUCUCAGGAAGUGACAUCACGGGAGAUGCUUCGCACCCUAUCACAGGCGAAAAAGGAAUGCUGGGAUAGAUUUCUUCAUGAUUCACCAGCAUCUGAUCCCUUUCAGGAUGGGAGUGAUUUUGAUCAGAGUGCUCUGGAACACCUUAAGCGCUGGCUGCAGCCGGAGAAGGUGGCUGUCAGCGCCGAGGAGCUGGAGUACCUCCUUGUGCCCAAGAGGGGGCAGCAGACGAUGUCAGAGGGGUCGCAGCCCGGUGCGGACCCUGCAGCACAGGACGGGGAGGAGGAGAGUCAGACACCAGAGAAAUAGAGCUUAUGGACCCAACAUACGACCACCAAAAAGCAUCAGCUUAGCAGAGCUCCCAGUGAUGUCACAGCCCUCUUCGGGAGCUUUCUGUUUGGUUUUGCAGGUCAUGAAAGUUACAGUUUAACAUUUUGUACAUUCAUUUUCUAGUUGCUAUAAAUCGAAUAUAUCAGUUAGAGGACUGAUAAUCUCCAUAUAUCCAAGCCGCUUUAAUGUAACCUAACCCCAACAACACAAUACAAAUUUAGCUAAAGGACUUUGUUUCAAGGUGUUCUUUCAGAAAUCUUGUAGCCAUGGCAACACUUUCCUGUAACUCUGAUUGGAUGUUACGCCUAUUGAGCUUAAUUUACUAUAUCUUUAGUUACAAUGUAGGGGUAGCAAGUGACCUACUAAAAAUACUGGGGGAAAUCCCAGCUUUACAACUGUGGUCUUGUUUUUCAGUUUCUAACCGAUCAGAUCUGGUGUGAGUGAUGGACAGUCUAUAAAACAAGCAAAAUCGAUUCAUUUAUAGCAAUAAAAUGAUUUUCGACAGUAUUUGUACUUGAAGACAGUGCUAUUUAUAAUUAUGAAGUGGAAUGAGUUCCAUGCUAAUUCAGCGUGGAAUGUCAUACAUGUAAGAAAAUCCCACUUGAGAAAAUUUGGGUAACACUGUGGUUUCUUCCUAGAUUUUGUUUAAAUGCGUGUUUAUCAACCCAGUCCUCGGGACCCUGAGAAAGUCCAUGUUUUUGCUCCCUACCAGCUCAAAGAUGUGGACUGACUGGCAGGGAGCUGGGAGGCAGUAAAAAUGGUGGGCAUUCUGGGGGUCGCCAAGAACUGGGAUAAGAAACACUGGUUUAAACUCAUCGUUCUGAGAGACAUGGUGGUCGAGUGAGUAGCAUUAUUGCCUCGUUUACCUGUGGGCGGGGGCUUGCGUUCCGCCCCGUUCUGUGUCUGGAGCUUACAUCGUCUCUGAGUCGUGUGGAUUUCCUCAGGGUAUUCCGUUUUUUCCUCUGUGGUCCAAAACGAAGUGGGUAGAUGAAAUGUCUGAAUUGCUCAUUGUCUGUGUGUAUAUCCCGUGAUCGACUGGCAUGCCAUUCAAGCCUCUGUGCUGUCCCAGCUGCAACCCUGUAUUAGAUAACCAGUUAGAAGAAUGCUUUGCCAGUAAUAGUAUUGAAUGAGCUUUAGAUUUUGUUUUCAAUAAACUCCAUUCCAUUGUUAUGCAUACGUUAUGGUAUCAGGUGCCACAGUGGCUCUGAAUGUCACUGUUGUCUCGCACCUUCAGGGUUGGGGGUUUGAAUCCCGCCUGUGCCAUGUGAGUGGAUGCUCUGAGUACUCUGGUUAUUCGCUCAGUCCACACACAUGCAUUUAGGCUAAUUGGUAACAUAGCGUCCCCUGUGGUGUGUAAGUGUAUCUGCGUUGUAGUGGGCGGGCAUCCCGUCUGGGGUGUACCCCUCCCCUGUGCUGCCUGAGAUGGGCCCGCAGGCUCUCCUGUGACUGUCCAAGAUAAGAAUUGGAAGAGAGAUAUAUGGAUUAUGACACAGCUGUUUUAAAGUAACACUGUAAAUACAGCCGUGAGGGUUGCGUUGAGUUGAUGUUAAGUUUUGAAAAGAUAUAAAGACAUUUUGGCUUGUUAUAUUUCCACUGUAUCUUAUUAUACACUAUUUUUGUAUCAGAUAUGACCAAGGGGGUGUGAUUCUGUUUAUAAAUGUCUGACAUAUAUGGACUAAUUUUCCUUAAACAUGUCAAAACUAAUUUCAACCUUUUUUUUAAAAAGCAUGUCUAUUUUUAAUAGUUAUACAAGCUUCAAUAACCAUUUUUAAUUUCAAAUUGAAUCUUGUCUAGCCCUCAUACAUAUGAAAUCUAGCUAGCUUCUUGGUCACAUAUUUUGUCUGUUCUCUGUUAAAAGCUGGUUGUUUAUCUCUAAAACACUGAAUGCAUUUUUUUUCAGCAACUGCUAUUAGGAUGAAAUACCACCAGAUGGCACUACAAUUAUCACCUAAAUUGAUUUGACUCCGCACUGUAAAAUCCUUAAGUAAUUCAAUGGAUUAUAGAUUUUUGGCUAGGAGUUUUACUGUUAUUCAUUUACUGGUGUAUUCUAUUUAUAAAGUUCUACUCAUGAUAAUACCAGAAUAAAGACACAUAGAUAAGUG
This is a messenger RNA of Paramormyrops kingsleyae, 2846 nucleotides long. It is a transcript of the gene ccdc32, whose product is annotated as coiled-coil domain containing 32. The record is from RefSeq and is a predicted model, not a curated record. NCBI's taxonomy places the organism in Eukaryota, Metazoa, Chordata, Actinopteri, Osteoglossiformes, Mormyridae. Gene Ontology annotation, biological process: cilium organization.